UCCUGCAAUGGCGCUUCCGCUGUUACUACUACUGGAACUCGCGUUGUACGCCAGCUGCUUCAUUUGCGGGAUUGUUACCGCAGCUUUGGUAACAGUUGUGCAGGGCCACAGCGAGGGGAAGUGCUUGCUGUAUGGUGAACUAACGUACAACGAAUCAGGCAAGGUUAUCAAUGUGACUUCCUUUAGUCACCCUUCUCUCUGUUACUUUUUGUCGGCCAUUUCUGUGUGUGUGGCCAUCUUCUGUUUCUCCCUCACCCUCUACUGGGUCUACUCCAGCUGUGUGGAUGGUGAAGUCAGGAGUCGAGAGCGGCUGUGGUUGAACGUAACCCUGGGGAUGUGCGGAGUCUUCCUGUUCUUCCUGCUCAUCAGCGGAUGCGUCCUGAAGAUCGGAAGAGACAAGCUAUGCAAAUCUCUGACACAGCCCCUCUUUAACAGGUGUGAUGUGGCGCAGGACUACCCCUGGGCCCCUCCCUACAGUGGCAGCAAGUUCUACAGCAACCUGCAAAGUGCAGAGACAUCGGUCUGGGUGAACUUCUUCUUCUGGCUCAUCAUCGGAGGCCUGACAUUUUUCCAGCGGAGGAAAGGCAGCGCGGAGUAUCGCGGCGGCGGAGAGGAUGCCGGGGCGACCCCCUCCGAGACCGAGCCCUUCCUGGCUCGCCCUGGCCGACCCUAGUGACCCCCCCGGCACCCCCCACCUGAGCCUCGUUCAGUGACAUUCCCUCCUCGCCCCCCGAACCCCACCCCCUCUUCGUGAGCACCAAACGGCUCGUCAUCGCCGUGCUCACCCGACGCUCGCGCAGAUCUCUUCUCUACGGUGGCGGGGGUCUCCGCGGGCUCAGCUUGAAGGGGGUUAAUGUGACACAGGCCGCGGCUGAAUCACAGCCGACAUCUCUCCGGUUUUCACCCCCGCUGUCGCUGCCAAACUAGGGCCUGUUGCCAUAGUUACUGAUCUGGGGCUGGCAGUGAGCAUAGCUGGCGGCAUCAGUGCACCUUAGCUGAGUGCCAGCCCUCUGUCUCUCCACUGACCCAAGCUCACUGGAAACCCUGCACAAUUUCAGUGCUCUUUUUUGAAAAACACCACAUCAUUGAUAUACUGAAAAACACCACAUCAUUGAUAUACUACUAGUGAUUUUUUUAAAAGAAGGGCCAUUCCAUUGAAACAUGGCAGCUAGUACUCAUCUGUAUUUCCAUAACAAUUUAGGUUAUUAAAUGGUACUACGUCAACAUUUUCUGAUGUCGGCAGAUUUCCAUAUGGCCCAAAAUAAAGUCCAAUAAAGUCAUUAAUCAGUUCCUUUCCCCCCCCAAAAAAAUCCCAACUAUUAUUACCAUACGGUCAGUCUGGGGUUUGCGCUCUGCACAAUAACCUCCAACUGCAUACACACCGAGUAACUCUCCGUGGUCUGAUACGCGCAUUUUCUGAUGCACAUAACCUUGAAUUUGACAUGUUUUGAAGACAGGACUCCAUUACCAAUUAUAUAGGACGGUGCACCAAUUAUUUUUUCCCUUGUGCUUUUCAUGUUAACGUCAGCCUGCCAUGUUUUUUUGUACGUUCAAUAUUUCAUAUAGGCUGAUUAACGACUCCCCCUGCUGUCCAGUCCAGCAACAGUCCAGUGGUGUGGUCAGGAUUUCUUUUUUUUUCCUUCUUCUCCUUGAGUGAGCUUCACAUACCGUUCUCUUGAUGCCAAGGUAGUCUUAUCAAGCAUCUUGUGUGAAGAGUCUUAAUGUCAUGAGAUGAGAAAAGAAGAUAAUACUAAAAUGAAGGGCAAAUAAAAUGGCCCACGUUGAAACUAUUGAUUUCCAUCAUCAGUCAUAUUUCUUUUUUCUCUUUAAAAAUUAUGGUUAUAUUAUGGUCAAAUUAUUGUCAGGUCUGUUGACUAUGUUCAAUUGGAAACCUAUGUUUCCUCCAGGUGCGAUAUGCUUUUAACCCAAGUACCGAGGCAAUAACAAGCAAUUUCCCUUGAUGCCUUCAUUGAUUCUCUGAGACCAGAGGGGUGUGUACUACAAAAUGACAUUAAUGCUAUGUAGAGCCUAAAGCCAAUUCAAAUUUGGCAGUGUUGGCAAACAUUUUGUCUUUGAACUUUUAAAUUUGAGCAUAUGUGCAUAAACAUUUCAAAUGUUCUGCUUUAAAUAAAAAUACCAAGCAGUAAUGCAAUCGUCACAAACACAUCUUUAUAUUUGGGCUUAACAUAGCACUAAUCUUCAUAGUAUUCCUGGCAGGGACUAUUUUUUUUAAGCUUGCUUCACUGAUGCUGACCUGUUUACCUUUGUUUUCAUAUGGUUAUUUUUUGGAUGGAUUUUUUUCUUGCACUGACAUUUUGUAUUGAAAGCCUACAGUAGAUUUUACUCGUGUGGUUUUCAUACAACCACAAUUUUUGUACGGCUGUAUAUUACAAUAUCGAUGCAAAAAAGCUUGCCAAAUAAAUGUUGUUUCAUUUGGA
Messenger RNA from Sardina pilchardus (European sardine), 2438 nucleotides. RefSeq names its product transmembrane protein 179Ba (gene tmem179ba). Lineage: Eukaryota; Metazoa; Chordata; Actinopteri; Clupeiformes; Clupeidae. The transcript is spliced from 5 exons. Bases 8 to 673 code for a protein of 221 amino acids. The record is from RefSeq and is a predicted model, not a curated record.